AUGGAGGUGCUCAUGAAAGUCACGGAUGCCGUCAAGUCGCUGAGGGAGACACGUCUAUCUGGAAUCCGACCACCAAAUGAGUUCUUUGACUACCAGCGAGUCUCAAGACCGGCCGACUUCAACCAGGCAACCUCGCGGAUAUCCUACAAUACUCGCUACUUCUCAGGGAACUACCUACUCGUCAUCGCCCUUCUGGCGGUUUAUGCACUCAUUACGAACCCUCUCCUCCUCAUCUCCCUCGGCUUCCUCGUCGGCGGCUUCGCAGCUAUCAACAAGUUCGCACCCGAGGCGACCCAGGUUGGCGAACACACCGUCACACAGAAACAUCUCUACACCGGCCUGUUCGUAAUUGGCAUUCCCAUGUUCUGGUGGGCUGGUCCCUUCGGAACGUUCUUUUGGCUCAUUGGAGCCUCGAGUGUCCUUAUUCUUGGACACGCAUCUUUGCUGGAGCCGGGUGUAGAGAGCGACUAUGCUGCUAUCGGCGAAACCGUGUAG
Molecule: messenger RNA, 495 nt
Organism: Cyclocybe aegerita
Lineage: Eukaryota; Fungi; Basidiomycota; Agaricomycetes; Agaricales; Hemipholiotaceae
Source: the annotation of a GenBank genome assembly